AUGGCAACUGCUGCCAGAAAUAAAAAAGCAAAGCUAUUGGAACAAUUACAUGCGAGACAUGCUUAUGUUACUGGAUCGAUCGAAUUGAUCCGCGAAUUUGAUGAUAAUUUUGACGUAUCGAAAGCAGCUGAGGUUCCCUUUCGCAUUGAACGGCUGGACAAGCUAAUGGAAGAAUUAGAGCGCAUCGAAACCGAACUAGAUUCACUUCGCACUGGUGAUCCAACAUUUUCUGAAACGUGUGCAGAGUAUCAAACUUUGUAUUUUCGUCUAAAGGGAUCACUGUCAUCAAAAAACAUUACUGUUCCACAUCCUCAUCCCCCUGCUACCGUAUCUGAAGCGACAAGUGCUAGUUUCGCAUCUGUAGUGCGGUUACCCGAGCUGAAAAUUCCCGAAUUUGAUGGUAAUCCGGCAAAUUGGGCCGGAUUUCAUGAUUUGUUUUUGGCAAUAAUUCAUGAUCAUGCUACUCUUUCAAACAUCCAAAAGCUGCAUUACCUGCGAGCAUCGUUGAAAUGCGAUGCAGCUAGAAUUAUUUGCACCCUUCCUACCGACGCAACGAGCUAUCCCUUUGCGUGGAGUAUGAUAUGCGAGCGUUAUGAGGACAAAGUUAUGCUAAUUAAACAGCAUAUCUCUGCACUGUUCUCAACAACACCAGUUCGUAAAGAAUCCGCUGAAGAGUUAUUGGAUUUGGCCGAUGAAUUUGAAAAGCAUGUGAAAAUUUUGGAUUCACUCGAGACUAAAGCACAACAUUGGGAUUCUGUGUUGGUGGAACUUCUGUUCAGUCGAAUGGAUAAUCACACACAAAGGUUGUGGGAAAACCAGCGGGAUAAAACAAAACGCCCCACCUACGAGGAUUUGUUAAAGUUUGUCCACGAACAUUCGCGGACACUUCAGUCACUCAAGCUUUCGCAAACUGCUAUUUCUUUUACGGAGGCCAAGCCUCCUAAGGCUCGACCGCUUGUUAGCAACUCGACAACGGAGCAAACCUUAAAAUGCGCAGUUUGUACACAAAACCAUUAUUUAUUUCAAUGCGAAUUAUUUCGAGCUCGAAGCCCUGCUCAACGCUUAGAUCUGGUGAGACGAGCCAAUCUGUGUAUCAAUUGCUUAAAAGCUUCGCAUUUGGCAAAAAAUUGCAAUAGUGGGUGCUGCAAAUAUUGCCAAAAGAAGCAUCUGUAA
Molecule: messenger RNA, 1173 nt
Organism: Wyeomyia smithii (pitcher-plant mosquito)
Lineage: Eukaryota; Metazoa; Arthropoda; Insecta; Diptera; Culicidae
Exons: 1
Coding region: 1-1173 (390 amino acids)
Source: RefSeq, a predicted model, not a curated record